Molecule: messenger RNA, 3443 nt
Organism: Vanessa tameamea
Lineage: Eukaryota; Metazoa; Arthropoda; Insecta; Lepidoptera; Nymphalidae
Gene: TPT
Product: solute carrier family 35 member E1 homolog
Exons: 2
Coding region: 362-1288 (308 amino acids)
Cellular component (GO): Golgi apparatus
Molecular function (GO): antiporter activity
Source: RefSeq, a predicted model, not a curated record
AAUAUUAAAAAGUGAAAUAUGUUAUGUGAGACUAGAGUUAGAAAUUGAAGCAUUGUAAAACCUCUCCGUUCCGUAAUGAUCGAAACUAUUUACGCUUUUUGUAUUUGAAUUAUGUGUCUUGAGUUCUGUGUUCCUUAUGCUAGCAGAUUGUAGAUGUUUAUCUUUUAAACUUUACUUAAUCUUAUAUUGGAAACUUUUUUUGUUACAUAUUCAGCCAGAAAAUUGAUCGAUCCUUGUUGAAUUUUUAUACAAUAAAUGGAUUUCGAAAAUAAGUCGAUUUCGAAAGGAAAGCAACUAUGGGGUUGCUAAGAGGAAAUGUGAAAGGAAUACGACGACAUAAAUAAGCAAGGUCGUUUUUAAGAUGGGUUCUAGACGCGAAGCACUGACAAUUGGCGCACUAUGCGUGACGUGGUACGCGUUAAGCUCUGCAAGCAACGUUGUGGGAAAGCUGGUUUUAACAGAGCUGCCGUUUCCUAUGUCGGUUACGAUGGUGCAACUUCUGUCCACAGUGCUUUACAGUGCACCGGCUUUCGCUUUGUGUAAUGUCCGCCGAGCACCCUCGUUUCCAAAGCAAUAUUAUUUGCGUGUACUUGUACCAUUAGCAUUCGCUAAAUUUUUUACAACUAUGUUCUCACAAAUCUCCAUAUGGAAGGUGCCAAUAUCGUAUGCACAUACAGUCAAGGCCACCACACCUCUGUGGACGGCCGGUCUGGCGUGGGUGCUGUUCGGCGAGCGGCAGUCGGCCGGCGUGCAAGGCGCGCUAGUCCUGAUCGCAGCCGGCGUGGCGGUCGCGUCCGCCACGGAGCUGCACUUCGACGCGCUCGGCCUCGGCGCCGCCCUCGCCGCCGCCGCGCUGCUCAGCCUGCAGCACCUGUACUCCAAGCGCGUCAUGCGCGACACGGGAGUUCACCACCUGCGUCUGCUACAGACGCUGAGCGCCAUGGCAUUGGUGUUGCUGGUGCCGGCGUGGCUGGGUCUGGAGGCGCUGGCGCUGGCCGACGCGGUGCCCACGCGCGGCUGGGCGCAUGCGGGUUCGCUGCUGGCGCUGGACGGCGCGCUGGCGUGGCUGCAGGCCGUGGCCGCAUUCAGCGUGCUGUGGCGCGUGACGCCGCUGGCGUACGCGGUGGCGUCGGCCGCCAAACGCGCGGCGGUGGUGGCGGCGUCGCUGCUGCUGCUGCGCAACCCCGCCCCGCCGCUCAACCUGGCGGGCAUGGCGCUGGCGCUGCUGGGCGUGCUGGCCUACAACCGCGCCAAGCUGCGCUCGCCGCGCCCGCUGCUGCCCGUGUGACCGCCGCUGCUGCCGGGCUGGCUCGGUGAUCUCUCCUGUGGACCCUCGAUAGCUCAAAUUUAUAGGAUUAGUAUUUCGUGGACGAAGUGUAGUGUAACAGAUGACUAAUACUUAAGUGUAUGAGAUCUAUUAUUUUUAUUUUUAAGUUUAUUUAAAAAUGUCGACAGGCUAGUCUCUUAUAGCAUUUAUUUUAGUACAGCUAAUCUGAACCAACUUAUUGAUAAACUUUGGUACUGUAGUAUUAUUUUGUUUAGACAAAUAUUGUUUAGAAUGAGUGACCAAUGAUCGGGAACAGGAUUUGCUACAAAAAAUAUUGAUAAACAUUAACAUUUUGAGUAAUUUAGUUGACAUUUAAUCAGUGUUGUUGUAAUAAGAAAUAUAAAGGGACUAUCUUAAAAAUGUAACUACAUAUGAGAAAAAUGUUUUCAAUGUAGCUCACUAAAGAAUAUGAAUCCUGUGUAGUAAGUGUUAUAAAAGGUUUUAAAUAAAUUUAUAUAUUUCUUAUUAUUUAUUAAAGAAGCAAAUUUAGUUAAUGAUCUAAUAUAGUUAUAUUCGGUUUCGAGAUAUAAUUGCAUCAGCUAAAGCCAGUAUCUUAUUCUGGGCCCAUAGUACGAUAUUAUAAACAGUUUUGCUUGUGUUGAACAUCGGGAAGUCUUAUGGCUCCCCAGCUUAGCCGUCUCUCCGAAACAACAAUAAAAUCUACGCGACAAACAUCCCGGCAACCAAGAAUAUAAAUUAUUACGAAGCGUAGAUGAUCUAACUGUACCUAACUGUGAGAAUGUAUAAAUACAACCAUUGUGAUUGUGGCGAACCGACUAAUUCAUGAUGAAUUGUUAAAUAUGAAGAAAAAUUACAGACUUUGCAUACUGAUUUAAUUAAAAUUAUUUAACAGUAUCUUAUUGUGGAAUGGAUACUGGAAGUACUUAUUAUAUUUUAGGUGACUUCGAACAGAACGAGUUUAUGAAUAUGGCUUUACUUUUUUAUGUGUGCGUUUCUGCAUAUUUUAUUAAGAAAUCUUUAUUUAUAAUACAACACCAUUGCACUCAACUCCUUAUUUCCACUUUAAUUUUACUUCCAAAAUUUCGGUAACAGUUUCGUCGUUGUUCGGAACGCCAUUUUUUUUCGCAAAUCCAUAGAUUAAUCAAGCUCUCGACCAAUGAUAUCGCGUCAAUUUGCUGUCAAAUGUUUUUUAUUAGGCUUUUUUCUUGUAAUGGUUAGAAUAGAGUACCUAGUACCUAUAGGUUCGUCGAUUGUGUACCAAUUUUAAUAAUCCUUAUUUUAUUGUCAUCAUUGUCGACGAUUGCCUCCGUACUUAUAAGAAAUCUGAAUAUCAGUCCAAAAAGCAGACAUUAGCCAAUUGCUUAACCUUUACAAUCGCUGCUCAUUGAAAGCGCAGAGACCACCGCCAACAUGUCAGGGACAGUUUCUGAGAUUUAUAUAUAUAGAUGUCAUUAAAAAACUUGCGAUAUAUAGCUUAUGAGCAUGAAGCGAAUAUAAUAGUCAACAGGAGUUAUUUAUUUCUAUUACUUCUAAUAGUUUUAAAAACAUUGGAACGAAGCAUGUUUAAGAAAAAAGGUUUUAAUACAGCGCAAAUGUAAAUAGAAAAGGCUUCACUUUGAAAGUGCAGUAAGCAGUGUAUAGGUAUAGUCCUAAAUGUUUCAUAAAGUAAAACUAUCUCUGUAAAUAAACACAGCAAUAUGAGCCAAGUUCCUUCCGGUAAUGUUUGCCAGCUCCGUAGUAUUUUUAGAAAAUCACGCCAAUUUUGACUACAAAUUCAAUUCAACUGCAUGACGGUGCAUUUGUGUGACUUCAAUUAAAUUAUAUGUGAUAAAGUUGAAGUAGGUACAUGUUAUUAAUUUUUUCCACAUUAGAACAAACAAAUAUAUGAAAAUGAAAACUACUAGUUCAUGGUCAUAAAGUAAUUGAAAUGUAAUUUUCCGCUCAUAAUUCGUUGUAAAUACAUAAAAAUAUAAUUGUUUUGGUGCACUUUUUUGGUUAAAUUGUUAUAUUCGGUGUACAUACAUACAUCAAAGAAAAUUGAGGUUUGAACAUAGACAAUUUUAGUAAUUUUACUUGUUAUAUUUCUAACAAAAGGUAGUUGAUUCUAUUUCUAUUGUAAGAUGGUCUCUUUUUUAACGCCCAGUUAAAAGUUAUA